AUGACAAUAAGCCCUGAAUUUGGCAACGUUGGACCAUUCUCGAGCAUCCGAGACCUUCCAGUCGGCUCUGCCGUCCCUUGCACAAUGCGCUCAGAAUGUGGAUGUCAGACGAAAGUGACGAUUGAGCCGGGCUGGUACGCUUCGGCACUCAAGCGUGACGUGUGUGCAAUUGUGUCUGAUCGCCGUGUCUACAAAGGCCUGGGGCCGUCCGGAUUGGACAAGGCGACUGGGCAACCCCAUUCGUCACAAGACCCGACUGAGGAUGGAGGUUUACGUGUGAUUAGUUCGCACAAUCGUCCACUUGGCAACACACGCGGACCACUCACUUACACCUCGAAACAUCUACACACUCAUUCCAUCCCCAAAACUGCUGCGCAUUUACAUACCCACAAAUUCACAUGCAUACACCUUGAAUCCUACUCAAUUGUACCCCAAAAGCUCACACGCAUCGACGCAUACACCAUUUGUAACCUAGACACCAAAACGGCUGCACACCCACUUACCCCCAAAUUCACACGUAUACACACGUACACACUCAGGCACCUUCACGCCUACUCAUUCAACACAAAACUUCAUAAACCCAAUUAUCUACAGGUUCACACGCAUAGACGCGUAAAUACCUACUCCCUUUCUUAUUUAGAUCCUGAAGUUGUUUUAUACUCUCCUCCAAGUACAUACAUAUACACAUGCACACACACGGAUACCAAAACUUCACAACAUCACUUGCCUUCAGGCUCACACGCCUAA
Molecule: messenger RNA, 747 nt
Organism: Protopolystoma xenopodis
Lineage: Eukaryota; Metazoa; Platyhelminthes; Monogenea; Polystomatidea; Polystomatidae
Source: the annotation of a GenBank genome assembly